Dermacentor andersoni is the source of this 7410-nucleotide messenger RNA. RefSeq lists its product as uncharacterized. Gene Ontology annotation, molecular function: MAP kinase tyrosine phosphatase activity; MAP kinase tyrosine/serine/threonine phosphatase activity; protein tyrosine/threonine phosphatase activity. Gene Ontology annotation, cellular component: cytoplasm. NCBI's taxonomy places the organism in Eukaryota, Metazoa, Arthropoda, Arachnida, Ixodida, Ixodidae. The record is from RefSeq and is a predicted model, not a curated record. Gene Ontology annotation, biological process: peptidyl-tyrosine dephosphorylation; negative regulation of MAPK cascade.
AGUCAUCCCGGUGGCGUAAGCAAAAGCUGCACGGGGGGAGUCUGCCAUGGCGGCCGAGAAGCGGCGGUGGCCGGUGUUGUGAGAGCGCUCGCUUCCUGCUGCUGCUCGCCGAGUCCUUCCUUCUUCGACCACGAUGGCACCGUCGCAGCGCGGCUCCAGUGUCCGCUGCGCUGGCCGGGCUGCUGCUUCGUUGCGCGACGUCGUCUGAAGAAAACAGAAACUUGCGCAGCCGUGCAAAUGUGUGUGUGUGCGUGCGACUCGGGAAAAGCGAAAGAGAAAACACGGGCCACUCUGCUUUCGGGUUCGGAUGCCUAAGCUGCUGCUGCUGCCCUGUGUCGACGGUUCUGCUGUUGCCGGAGACGGCUGCAAUUGCAUGGCCGCUGGUCUAAGCUCGGGUCUUGGGACGCGAUGGUGUGGCAGACGGCGGCAUCUGGCGGUGGCCGCCUGAGCAGCGGGAGGCAACGACAUGGCCGACCAGCGUGUGUCCCUUGUCGGGGCUGCCCAGCUAGCCGGCCAGCUGCGCACAGACCCUGCACGGGUGUUGGUGAUUGACAGCCGGCCCUUUCUGGAGUUCAACACAUGCCACAUCCGAGAUGCCGUCAACGUCUGUUGUUCCAAGAUCAUCAAGCGUCGUCUUCAGCAUGACAAGGUGAGCGUGUGCGAGCUGCUGCCCUCCGAUGGUCGCCAGCAGCGGGUCGAGCAGGUAGUGGUGUACGACCAGGGCUCGUGGUCCGUUCCCAGCGGCGAUGACUCCUUCCUCGCCGUGCUGCUUGCCAAACUGGCCAGGGCUUUUCCAGGGCGUGUGGCUCUGCUUGCAGGCGGGCUGCUGGAGUUCUCGAGCCGUCACCGGACGCUGUGCGAGGACGGCGGCUCCCGGGGUCCGCUGACGUCCCUGUCGCAGCCGUGCCUGAGUGCCGCGGGACCGACGCGGAUCCUUCCUUUCCUCUUCCUGGGCUCUCAGCGCGACGCCCAAGACCCCGAGCUGCUGGCGGCGCACAACAUCUGCUACGAGCUGAACGUGAGCACCUCGUGUCCCAAGCCGGACUUCAUCCCCGACGCGCACUUCCUGCGCAUCCCGGUGAACGACAGCCACGCCGACAAGCUGCGGCCCCACUUCGCUCGGGCCUGCCGCUUCCUGGACAAGGUGCGGGAAUCGAGCGGGUGCGUGCUGGUGCACUGUCUGGCCGGCGUGUCACGGUCUCCAACUGUGGCGAUUGCGUACGUCAUGCGACACUUGGGCCUCUCGUCAGACGAUGCCUACCGGUACGUCAAAUCUAAACGCCCCAGCAUCUCGCCAAACUUCAACUUCCUUGGCCAGCUGUUGGAGUAUGAGCGCGAGCUACGUGGUGAAGCUGUUCUGCGGACGGGGGGUGCCGCUAGCGCACCACUGCCGGAAGAGAGGCCCCCCGGCUGCUGCGAGGAGCCUCGGCAGCAGCCCCGCGAGGGGGAGCGGCCUCCCCCCCUUGUGCGACCUGCUUCAGACCCACGGUGGUCCCUUUGCCGGCUGAGUUUGGACUUGCGGGGCUCGAGCACCAGUAGCAACCGACGAGACGUGCAGCGCAGCCGGAGCUGCAACCUGCAGAACUGGCCAUUACUCGGACCGCACCCGGAGGAAGAAUUGGCAUCCACAUCAUCAUUGUCAGCCACGGACUGCCGGCUCCCGGAGCACCAGCAGACGGCGCCGGACGAAGAGGAAGAGGUCGUCCUGCGCCGGCGACACAAGGCAGGCAACUUUGAGCCACGCAGAGACACUCGCAGCCAUGACAGUGCUUACAGGUCUCUCACCUUAGAAGACAUGGCUGAGCUGGAGGCAGCAGCCAGUGUUGAGGCGGGCGCUGCGUGUCCCUUGGCGCCCCCUCCCCUUCCGAUGAGUCCCCUGAGCCCCUCCGAGAGCCACCUGCUCCAGGACUUCGCCUCCUCCCCGCCUGUGGAUAGCUGCUGCCCGGCAGAGAGUCUGUGGGGCCGAUCAGUCGAGCUGGAAGGUUCCCAUGACUCUGGCGUCACCAGUGCCUCGUCCGGUUCCUUCUGGGGCGCUCCGCUGCGGGCGCCAUCAUGUUCCUCCUCCUCAACAUCGUCGUCCACCUCUUCUUCCUCGUCGUCCCUGGCGGCGGAUGCCGGCGUCUACGGUGGCGAGUGUGGUGCCUCGGGCUUCUCCUCGUCACGUGUGCUGCCACGUGCCCAGUCGUGUCCCGUCAUGCUGGGCAGCUGGCUGCGCAGGGCCUCGAGUCUCGACGAGUUCCCUCCCUGCUCCUCCUCGUCUUCGCACGCGGCGGCGCUGGCACGACCGCGUAACCGCUACAGCUGCGGCAGCCUCGAGGCCGUGCUCGGCGAAGCGGGGGCCUCAGUCGCCGCCAUCUCCGUGUCCUCGCUGCGCGAAGCCGCCGCCCGCCGCCAAACGCCGUACUCGCGGCGCUCGGCUAGUCUCAUCCCAGUCUCGUGACGGCGGCCCGUACCGCGGCCGCGACGCCUAACGACGGCCGCGGCAUUGCCGGCGCGAGGCCUCACUGCCAACGCGAUCGGACUGCUGCUGGCGGCCGCCGCCGCUGCGCUGGCCUGGGGACUGACGGGACUCGCGGCGCUCGUCUGAUCGGCGGCGUCUGCACGAGGAAAAGGGGGAGCUUGCUGACGAGUGGCCACGGAACGAGAGAAAGUGGAGGAGUGGAUGGCUACAGAUGACCAGGAAGUCGGUUCAAGUGCGGUCUCUGCAACACAUUCUCACACAUCUUUGAACUGCGUGCAUAUGCGCAGUGAGACUGAGCUUGCACAUGGCGCCAUGGCUCCGGCUUCCUGGUCUGCUGAGCCACGACUUUUGUAGCUGUACGGCUGCAUAUAUAACAUGAUUGGCAUCAGUGUGGUGGCCAGCCGUGUACGUCGUCAGGUGGAGAAAGGGGUAAAAGGCCUCAACAUAUGAGGCAACAGUCAAAACCCAGUGAAAGCAAGUGCACUCCGAGGUCUCGUGGCAACUGCUACUGCGGGACAAUUGUCUUUACAGCCAUACAGAUGUUCGGUCACGACAGCCUUAGUUGCUGAGAGCAACUAAGGCUGUUACCUGGUUACCAGAGGAUGUUACCUGGUUGCGCCAGAGGAUACUGAAGGACUAUUUCUUCCACUUGUAUUUCUAGCUUUAUAAUAGAAACAGUAUGGCUCCUAUUUCAGAAUGCCCGCUUCCCCAACGUCCUCAACCACAUAUCUUUCUGCUGUGUAGCUCUCCUGUCGCUUGUUGAGAACUGUUGGCCAGGGGGAACCUUACACAUCUGACGCACUAGAGUAUGCAAAUUGUAAUGCCUUGACAGAGGGCGUAUUGUAGGGUGCCACGACUCAAGGAGAGCACUCGUGCACCAAAGAUCCUUCUUGUCAUGUACAUAACAUGGCACCAAGCCUAUUGCAAAUUUUAUGCUUGGACGCGCAUGACUGAACCUUGCGAUAUUAGAGCAACUUCAACAUAGGGAAAAGCGCUUCUUUUUGAUAGUAUAUUGUAUGCUUGAUUGCUUGGACGCAGUGAUCACACGGGGUGAAAGACAACCGUUUGAGCUUUGGGCGUUGCACUUUCAUGUGAGGAAGGUGCCCUGACAGUUACCACAGAGUGCCCAGAAGUAGUGCACAGCAAAUCGAUAUUUUUUGAUGCCCAUAUCCAUGUCUGCCAUAGAAUACUAUUGAAACACACACGUGUGAAGCUGCAGCCUAAUGCACGCUGCUGGGAAGUGGAAGGUAUUCGUGUCAUUAUUGCGCAUCUUCCUGAACUCCUUGCGCCAUGCUGUGGCUCUAAAACGUUUCACAAUUAGUCAAAAGCAGCAGCGUGAGCUUCCAUGUGCUUCGUCUUGUCAAUGACUCUGGCAUCAAGCAGUCAUAACAUGUCAGAGACACUGAUGCCUACGAGAGCACUGAGAAAUGAACGUGACAUUGGUUUUGCAGUACCUAUAGCUCAUAAGCAAUUUACAGUGGUGACAGCCCCAGAGCUGUGCUGAGGGCACGGGCUAUCGGUGGCUCCAAGCCAGAUGCCUUUUCUCUGCUGAAGUCUUUCAAGGCGCACGUCACCUUUCUUGCUGAUCUUGGCUAUUAAUCUGCCUACCGUUCACGCUUGAGUUUGCUCUUCCGGUGCCCGUUGUGGCAGCAUAGAUGGGGCAGUCAUUUGAGGACGGCGGGCAAUUGUCGCACGGGGUACCCAAUGUGGAGGCUGACUUUUAUAGUUGUCACUGUGAAUAGCAUGGCUUGACUCCUGCGUCCCACUCACUUUUGUGUGUGUGUGCCCAGCCUCCUGUUUUGUGAACUGACUCGUCAAGUGAGCGGGUGGUUGUCGGCGCAGGAGCUAUGCACUAAACAAGUCUUUACUGCUGCUCCAAAGAAGACGUCUUGCCAAAGCCACAAUGGCUCCUGGCUUACCUGAUGGGGGACAACGUGAAGCGUCAUGUUUCCCUCGGCAAUGUACAAAUGGUUCUUCCUUCCCUUCACCAAACAACCUUUUUGUGUCUGUAACAUGUACUGCACCUGUUUCCUUUCAUGGCAUGGGCCUCCAUGAGGCAGCAGGCCUCUGUAGUGCUAGGCGUGUAGAGAUCUAUCCCUGAGCGGUAUUUAUUGAAAAACUAGUCGAGCCAGUUUAGGAGCGUCCUAGACCUAGCUGCAAAUCUGUCUUCCUAUAUAGUUGCGCCCUGCACCUACCCGGGAGUGGUGCAGUUUUUCCCUUUGUUCUCAUCCUUGUUGUUGUUUUUUUGGGGUGUAAGAUGUGAAUGUCAUCGUGUCUGGCGUAUUAUGCGCAUUGAGGAUGUUUUCUGGCCACGCAGACAGCCGUGGCCAGUUUAUCCAAUGCCAGCGCCACUGGCAAGCUAUGCAGGAGAAAAGAGGAAAAGCUUCACAGAAUGAAUGACCAUAGUUCCAGCCAAGGCUACAAGAUCUGCUUAAGCCACAUUUCUUAUCUAUUGAUAUUUCUGAUUUAUAUGAUUUAUGAUAUGAUAUUAUGAUAUCUAUCAUAUUGAUGAUUUCUGGGAAACUUCGCAAAUCGAUUUUACUAGCUACCAGGGACCUACCAAACAAAGCACAAGUGUUAACGCUUCAAUUGCAAGCUUCUUCUGAAUGCUAAAAGAAAGCCUGCAGAAAAAGUAUUCUUGAACCUGGUGCUGAAUGCACUUUUUGCAUACCUCAUUCACAUGAAAAUUUUGCUGCUUUUGCCAUCUUAAACGUGCAGCAGGAAUCCCACCAGCUCUAUGUAAUAUUUAAGCUAGGUAAAAGUUGGCCAGUCGUGGCAAGCAUUGCUCCUGGCAUGAUCUGUUGCUAUUGACCCGUACGUAUGCACUGCCGCAGCUCUCGUGCUUCUGCAUUUUGCUUGUAUCUGUUUUGUGCUAACCACCCAUUCACAUAUUUAACCACACCGACAAUGCUGUAAGCUUUCCACCAGUGCUUAGGGCCGCGGCUACUUUGCACAGCAGUGAGUGCAUCUGCUACCUUUGGGGUAAUUUCGAAUCAGGGUGUUAGCAGUGAAAGAUCAGGCAAAAAUUUUUGCCGAUCAUAGUGCGACAGAUGCAGUUUCUCUCUUUGCCCUCGCAUAUUACCAUUUCACCUUUUCACGCACACGUGUUGUAUGGCACAAUAGGGAUCACCUGAGCUUAAGCUGACAACGCAAUCUCCAAAACCGGUUCAUAGAUUUAUAAGGUGUCCAUAGCUGCAUAUCCUGGCAUUUGCGCUUGCCAAACUUUUAUGUUGUCAUAACCUGACCAGCAGUGCGUAAGCCUUUGGGAUUUACACAUUUUAUACAAAUUUUGUCGGCAGAUAAGUCAUCAGCCUUUUAUUUUGCUAUCUCUGUGGACACGGAACUUUUUCGUUCGUUCAACACUGACGAAAGGCUGAAUUUGGCACGUCGGCUUCUCGACUUCCAAGUUCAGGAUCAGCUUGCUCAUGAAGUUAGUUGUGUCUCCAUCAUGUGUCGCAGCAGAACAGAAUCAAGCCAGUUGCAGUAAUUGGAGCAGCAUGCCAUCGCACGAGUAUAGCAGUAUCAGACAAUUGAAGUCCACCUUUUAGUCGUGUAAAGCGAGAGGCCCUAAAUGCGCAGACAAAUUUAUCGUCUAACGAACUGGAUCCCUGCAGCCCCUGUGCACUCUUAGAUGUUUGUACACACACGAGAAGCAAAAUUGGUUCCUGGAUUAUAAAGUGAUGAAUUAGAGUGGUUUUCGAUUUUUGGUUUAAGUGAACAUGUUGGUAUGCUAAAGUAUGCCGCACACGUUAUGAAUGCACAUGUAGUGGUUUCAUGUUCAUAAUGUGUUGGUCGCAACCAACUAGGUCAUCUAAGAGCAUUGAUCUUGAAAUAAUUUCGUGUGAGCCACCAAAUGGUUGUGCAUCUUACUCAUUUGAAAAUAGCCAGAUGUUCAAGCUAUGGACACGAAAAACAGAGCCCGACACAUUUCCUAUGUAAUUACCUUAUAUGUUAUGUCCUGCUCUUUGUGUCUUCCGUGCGACUGUUUGGCCGUUUUCAAGUGAAGGUGCACGACUGACAAGCAGAGGCAUUUCUUGAAAGUUUAAAAGUGCGAGGACGCGUAACUUUGGAGGCAGUCUCUCUUGUCCUCUGCACUUCUUUUUGCUUGUUGCACUUGUAAGAAGCAGUGCCCCCUAUCAACUGUAACCCCAGUGCUCGCUUGUUGACGUGUGGUCGGGUGACGCUCGUGCAAUGUGCGCUUCCAACUGGAGCGUGCCCCUACGCAGCCGGCGUAUCGCGUGUGCUUGUGUGCAAUCAGAGCUGCUGCCUAUGGAUGGUAAGCGUUUGGCCAUGUUGGGGUGCAUAUUCCCCCGAGAGCGUGCAUUAUUUAGACCUCUGUUAAGUUUUUCCUCCUCCUCUGCUGCACAUACGCGCAGUUUCGUCUAGUGCCUUGUGCUGUGUGUCCACUGACCGUGUAGCGCUGAACUGCCACCGGUGUCUCUAUUCUGCGAGCUGUACCAAAUGUAAACAUGCCAGCAGUUUCCGCACCGCCCCCACAUCUGUGGCCCAGGCGCGUAGUGCGUUGGUGUCUGUGUGAGAAUCGCAAAAGGAGCAAGCAUAUCAACUGCAAAUUGUUUUUGGAACUCUCAUUUGGACCUAUCACGGGCAGUCAUAUUCGGCUGUGUCUGCGGCGUUGAGUGCAACUGGUGAAAUGCGUGUGUACGGAAUGCUGUCGUCGGUACGCGGCACUUGGCAGCUGUGUUGCGUGUACAUUUCCUGUGUGGUUUCCUUUUGACGUCUACCAUCCAUCAUAUGUUGAACCUCCUUCUUAGAUGCCCGAUGGUAGUUGGGGCUAGAUUAUUUACGAUCGUGCCACCUUCCAAGUGUCGCGACCCGGUGACUGUGCUGCCGACAGUUUUUCUUUUGUUCGAAGUGCUGGAGAGUUGCUCUUGUGUUGGACGUGUGGCUGAUCGCCCCGACAAGAAAUAAAACGCUCGUGGCCUCCCUGA